Gadus morhua (Atlantic cod) is the source of this 3429-nucleotide messenger RNA. RefSeq lists its product as uncharacterized. Lineage: Eukaryota; Metazoa; Chordata; Actinopteri; Gadiformes; Gadidae. The transcript has 4 exons. The record is from RefSeq and is a predicted model, not a curated record. Bases 319 to 3015 code for a protein of 898 amino acids.
UAAAAAGCUCCACUCCGGAUAAGCGGUAGGUCCUAAAACUCGGACUCACGUGAUAAUUAGCGGUCUAACAGGAUCAUGCAAAAAUGAAUAUGCAAUUUUCAAACUGACUACACUCGAUAGCUCUGUGAGUAAUGGUCCAAGCGCGAAAAAUAAGCAUUUGAUAUUCAAUAUUCCGCAUUGUACCAGAUUUCAUCGCACAUGCGCACACCUGCGACCGGAAACUGGAGUGCGAUCCAGAACGAGGAUUGCGUCAAGUUGAUUGAGAUGAAAGAGCACUGGCGACCUAUCUGUAGUUGUUUUUAGGAGUGGGAUCGAGAAAUGGAUCGUGGGAGAAAGAUUCCGCCAUCUUAUAAGCGAUAUUUAUCUGACGAAUCACAAGAUAUUCCUCGGACUACUGAGUUAUAUCGAAAGCUUCCGAAGUCGGCGAGAACGGAACCGACGUCAUCGUCAGAUUCUGAAGAUGAAUUACAAGGGUUGCCGCCUGCGUCUGCAUCAGAGAUUUCAGAACAAGAACUUUCAGAACAAGAACAAGAACAAGUUGUACAAUGUCAAAUAGAUGACAUCAGUGAUUCAUCUGAAGAUGUCUCUGCUGGCUCUGGCCCAGAAAGGGGAUUACAAAUGGAAGUUGGAAAUAUGGAUGAACAUGGAGGCAACACAUGUGACAGUGAGCUACUACAGCAUAUGAAUGCUCAACAAGAAGAAUAUGACGGCGCAGAGCAAUAUAUAGCAGGGGAUGGCCACGAACAUGGACAGCCUGGCUUUCGUCAGGAGAAGCUGUUUGAUGAAAAGCACUUUGACGCCAACAACCCUGUCUUUGAAGGAGCUGAUGUUUCAAAGGGACAACUGCUAGCGAUGCUGAUGGGGUUGUGCCUAAGGCACGGAUUAUCUGGUGUUGCCAUGAAAGACCUUCUCGAUUUGUUUAAUACCGUCAUUCCAGGAUGUGUUCCCUCAAGCAAGUGGUACUUGGACAAAGCUUUCUUCAAUCUGUCCGACAAGGUAGAGUUGCAUUUCUAUUGCACGGACUGUGUAGGAUACAUCGGCAAAGGACCAGACUACCAUUGUGAAACUUGCCUGAAGCAUUGGCACAAGGAGGAACUUCUCAAAUCUGCAAGUUACUUUCUGGUGAUGCCUUUAGCCGAUCAGCUCAAAAACAUCUUGCCACAGUCGGCACUGCGGGGCCACUUUCGACAUGAUGAGAGUGUAGGAGACAUAAACACAGGAAAGCUAUACCAAGAUCAGGGUGAUUUUAUCGACAAUCCGGACAAUGUCACCAUAUCUUUCAAUUGUGACGGCGUUCCCGUUUUCAAAUCUUCGCAGUAUUCUCUUUGGCCAAUACUCUGCACAAUAAACGAGCUGUCACUGGACGAAAGAGGCAAAUCCAUUAUGUUGCAUAGUUUGUGGUUUGGGCGGCACAAACCCCGGGUCGACACCUAUUUCGCUCCGUUCAUUGCUGAGCUCCAGAGUUUACAUGAGAAUGGUGUAGCUUGGAUCGAUAGUACUGGCCUGCAGAGGAAUAGUAGAGUGCAUGCACUAGUUUGUGUCUGUGAUGCUGUGGCGCGGGCCAUGAUUCAAAACUUUAAACAGUUUAACGGAAAAUAUGGAUGUGGCUUUUGUUGCCAUGAAGGUGAAGUUGUUGACAAGGGAAAGGGGCACACCAGGGUGUAUCCUGUAAAAGCUGAUAUAGUUCCGUUAAGAUCCAUGGCGAGCACAGUUGAGUUAGCCGAAAGAGCAACUGAGAGCGGCGAAGCUCAGAUGGGUGUCAAAGGGGCGAGUCCUUUGUUUCUGUUACCUUCCUUUGACUUUGUCAAAGGAUUUGUACCAGAUUACAUGCAUUCUGUGUGUCUAGGAGUCGUUAGACAGUUUACCAACCUGUGGCUUGAUGGCAAGUAUAGUGCCGAAGAAUAUCACCUACUCCCUGACCAAAUGAGACAGAUUGACAGUGCCCUAUGUGAGAUCAAGCCCCCAAGUGAAGUCAGGCGAAACCCAAGACCGCUUUCUGAGAGAGCCUUUUGGAAAGCCACUGAAUGGAGAGCGUUUCUGUUGUUGUAUUCCCCAGUUGUUAUGAAAGACUUUCUACCCAGGAGGUUUUACAAACAUUGGAUGCUACUUGCAUUUGCAUUACAUAUUCUUCUCUCCUCCGUGACAACGCAGGAUCAGGUCAACUGUGCAGAACUGUGUCUGGUCCAGUUUGUGGCACAGAUUCCUCAACUGUAUGGCAUCGAACACUGCUCAUAUAACUCUCAUUUGCUUGUGCAUCUGGCACAGAGUGUGAGGGACUGGGGGUCGUUGUGGGCCAAAUCUGCAUUUGUAUAUGAAGAUGCAAAUGGUAAGUUACUUGAUUUGUUCAAUGGCACGCAGGCGGUACCUUGUCAGAUUUUCAAGUACUUCUUUGCCCAGCAGAGGUUAAUUCGUUCAGGAACUGCAGUGUUUGAGGACGCACCAAGACCAGUCCGUGAGCUUUUUUGUAGAUUAACCGGUUUGGAUUAUCUGACAAAGGCAGGAACUGUCAUUGCCAGGCACAUAGUGAUGUUGGGGAAAUGUAAUUACAGGCAGUUAUCUGCGUGUGAAAGAGUUGCACUGGAAAAUAGAUUCCCAUUAAACGAUUAUCUGCACAAUAUUCCUUGUCGAAUAUUCAAACGUUGUGUUGUAUGGAAAAUGUUACUGACAACCCAAGGCUACGCAGCUGGCUACAAGAGAAACAAUUCUGUAAUUGCAACAGAAGGAACAUAUGGGUUGAUAGCUUCUUUUGUAGUCUUAUCCAAAGUCUGUCAAUGCAAACAAGAUUGUUCAUGCUCAGAGUUGAUUAUAUAUUAUUAUGAGUUGUCUCCGACGCAAAACCAAUUUGUCGUCUAUGACGGUGAUAUCAAUGUCAAUGUGUCAAAGUUCCUUGUUCAGGUUGAGAACACUGGACGUUUGAUGGUGUGCACCUCAAGGGAAGUGAAGGCCAAGUGUACUCUUGUGGAACAUGCUAACCGUGUUCACGUUGUAAAAAUGCCUGCAUUUGAAAGGGACUAAAAAUAAGUUUCUUUGUGAUAAUCUACACUGCUCAUUCGUUUAUAUAUAGUUAUUCUAUCGAGAGUUUUCGGUCAAAUUGACAAAACUUUAUGUUAGUAAACUUCAGAGUAAGUUUUUAACUCAUGUUGCUUAUUUUAUUAACAUAUGAUUCAACUAAUGGUGUACAGGAGUAAACGGUUUAACAUUUAAAAUGUAAUUUCUAUUAUGGAUUGUGUUUUGUUCUUACCGUGCCAAAUGUUUGCUUCCACUACAUUGCAAUUUGCAAAAGUGUAAAAGAGAAUUUCUAAUGAGGAAUGUGAAGCCAAACGUAUUGUGCACGACUAUUUUAUAAUGUUCAUGUCCUUCAUAUGACUUUUCUCUUAAAGUACACUGAUUUUAAUCGUACAUGAAGCAUACAUAAGUGGAUGAUAUGUU